CGCGUGUUCGCAUAGAGCAUCGCACGCAACGGCAAGUCACGAACCCCCACUGCCCACUGCCCUCACCUGAAGAGGGCGCCGCGAGCCUCGAGUGUGCCUGUGAUUGCGCGGAUUGUGAUUGCACGACCGAAAGUGAGCCGUGGUGUUUGUGUCGCGCACAACCUUUCCAGUGACACUCGCUCUCGGUGACCGCCCCGAAAUCACCCGAAACCGUGACUCACCGGGCUGCUCCAUCGGUGGCAGGCAGGAUAACGGCGCGUUGGCGACCCGAUUAGUGACCCGGCCCCGGGAAGUGCGUUGCGAGCGAAGGCGAUUGUAAGGAUAGAGUGUGCCCUGACCGAUUGUGCGUUAAAAUUGGAAGGAAUCGUGGCCAAAAGCUUGUGCUCCGUGCCGAGGAUCGCGCUCUUAGUACAGAACUGCAGACGCGGUGCAAGAGUUUCUAGAUUGUCGAUCUCAUCCACAGUCGGUCAGUUGCUUCGGAGUCGGUGGUCGGAGGUGGAAAGUGUUAGCCAUCGGCCAGUCCUGCAGGGAGUUCGUGAAAAAGAAAAUUCGAACCGACAAUUCGCCGAUCAGUCGAUUCGCUUUGCGUUGUUCAGAGUCUACCGAUGGUGGUCUGAGGCCGGCUCCCUUGGAGGAUUGGAUUGAGUCGAGCCAGUAGUCGAGUGCCGAGCCCCUGGAGGCCACCAAAACCGCCCACCACGCACCCACCUGGACUGACGUCGCACACCGCACCGCAACGCAAGUAACGAUGCUACGCAACCUACGAAGAGACUGCUGGCUGGCCGCGGCUAUACUGGUGACGGCUUUGGCCGCCUGCUCGAACGCCUCACCCAUCUCCACGACACCACAGGCCGAGCUCUACCUGUCACAGUUCGGGUACCUCAGCCCACGGUACCGCAAUCCGACGAGCGGUAACCUGCUGGACCACGAGACCUGGGAGAAGGCCAUCAUGGAGUUCCAGAGCUUCGCCGGCCUCAACGUCACCGGCGAGCUGGACGGCGAGACGAUGCAGCUGAUGUCGUUGCCACGGUGCGGCGUCAAGGAUAAGGUUGGGUUCGGGUCGGACACACGCUCGAAGCGGUACGCGUUGCAGGGCAGCCGUUGGAAGGUGAAGGAUCUCUCGUACCGGAUAUCGAAGUACCCGAAGCGACUGGAGCGGGCCGCCGUUGACAAGGAGAUCGCGAAAGCGUUCAGCGUGUGGACCGAGCACACCGACCUGAAGUUUACGCCGAAGAAGUCGGGUGCCGUCCACAUCGACAUCCGGUUCGAGGAGAACGAGCACGGCGACGGUGAUCCGUUCGAUGGACCGGGUGGCACUCUGGCUCACGCGUACUUCCCGGUGUACGGUGGCGAUGCCCAUUUUGACGAUGCGGAACAGUGGACGAUCGACAAGCCGCGCGGUACGAACCUGUUCCAGGUGGCGGCCCACGAGUUUGGCCACUCGCUCGGCUUGAGCCACUCGGACGUCCGAUCGGCGCUGAUGGCUCCGUUCUACCGUGGGUACGACCCAGUGUUCCGGCUCGACUCCGAUGACAUCCAGGGAAUUCAAACACUGUACGGGCCCAAGACGCGCAACGGUGGUGGUGGUGGCGGUGGUUCCGUGACACCGACGCGCACACCCAAACCGAAGGACACGCCGAAGGAGGUGGACUCGGAGCUGUGUACCUCGGCGAACAUUGACGCCAUCUUCAACACUGCCGACGGAAGCACGUACGCCUUCAAGGGCAACCAGUACUACAAGCUGACCGAGAAUGCCGUCGCCGACGGCUACCCGAAGAAGAUCAGCGACGGGUGGCCCGGACUGCCAGGAAACAUCGACGCGGCGUUUACGUACAAGAACGGCAAAACGUACUUCUUCCAGGGGACCAAGUACUGGCGGUACCAGGGGCGCCAGAUGGACGGCGACUACCCGAAGGAGAUCAGCGAGGGAUUCACCGGCGUCCCGGACCACCUGGACGCAGCGAUGGUGUGGGGCGGCAACGGUAAGAUCUACUUCUACAAGGGCAGCAAAUUCUGGCGGUUCGACCCGCUGAAGCGGCCACCGGUCAAGUCGACCUACCCGAAGCCGAUCUCCAACUGGGAGGGCGUCCCGAACAACAUCGAUGCCGCCCUGCAGUACACCAACGGGUACACCUACUUCUUCAAGGACGACAAGUACUAUCGGUUUAACGAUAGAACGUUCACGGUCGAUCAGUCCGAUCCGGCGUUCCCGCGACCGACGGCCCACUGGUGGUUCGGCUGCAAGAACACUCCCUCGACCUUCAACACACUAGGUAACGUACGGUUGGAGCACUCCAACGAGCAUCCGGGCGAUUUGGCCGAUCUGAACGCGGAUGCCGCCGGAACCGACGAGCGGCCAGACCAACCGGACGACUACAGUGGCGGCGGAGCGACCAGCAUCAGUCUCAGUAUUACCCUCUUGUUGGCCGCGCUGGCAGCCCUGGUUGUGGUGGAGCGCCACUAGCCCCCGAUGAUCCAGAGCUCCAACUUCUGCACGCGGCUCAGCUCGACAAGAAAGCAGGAUCCUUCCGGACCUAACCCUGGAACCCCUCUAUUUGGUAGUGCGGAACGCCCUUGAACAUCUUCGGAAAUUGAUCUCAUGUGCGAGUGACAACGUCCGAACCGGAUCGGGAUCGCGACCAAAGGGCAGAUUUCAUACGAGAGUGUAGAACGGGAUCGAAUUAGUCUAAGAUCGAGAGUCCUGAGUGAGGGAUAACAUUGGCUAGCAAAUUGGAAGCCGGGACACUGCCUCCUGCCGCAACGGCAACUAGGUGACACAGGUGACAGGUGAGAAGUAGUACAACCAGCGACCGUGGUGCCAGGUGCCUUGUUAACGAUGUGCUAGGAACAGGAAGAGCAGGAAGCUAACCCCGCACCGCCCCGCCCAAUCAAUCUGUACAUAUCGCUGAGCUGGUCCGAGGAUGUUAAGUGAUAGAAUAGGCCAGAAGGUCCAGGAGCGUACGGCAAAGCAAACAAGUUUACAGUGUUAGCAGUUAUGGUGCGAUUAGGAAGCGAAAACAAACCGUGAAGCCGUGUUGAGCCAUUGGUCGCGUGCGGCUCAACAUCCUUUCCGUCUUUUAAACCAACCUUCCCCCCACGUCAACGGUCAGUAGGGGCAGUCACAUUACGGUUUGGUUUGAACUGCCUUACCUUUACCGAAUUUGUAUAUAUUUAUAAUUUUAUCGUUCCAGAGCAGAGUAUUUUAAACGAACGCGGCGCACCGCGGUGAGAACAGGAAAUAAACGGACAGACGG
Anopheles cruzii is the source of this 3254-nucleotide messenger RNA. RefSeq names its product matrix metalloproteinase-14 (gene Mmp1). Bases 749 to 2464 code for a protein of 571 amino acids. The record is from RefSeq and is a predicted model, not a curated record. The transcript is spliced from 7 exons. NCBI's taxonomy places the organism in Eukaryota, Metazoa, Arthropoda, Insecta, Diptera, Culicidae. Gene Ontology annotation, biological process: proteolysis; extracellular matrix organization; collagen catabolic process. Gene Ontology annotation, molecular function: zinc ion binding; metalloendopeptidase activity. Gene Ontology annotation, cellular component: extracellular matrix.